AUGGAUCAUAAAAUCCAGAAAACGAUGGAAGAACCACUGUCAGUCAAUGUUUUUGAUACCAUUGUCGGUACAGGUACAUCGAUAAGUGGUAUAAAUGGUCAGUUUAUUUUCGCCCAAGUUAUCAUGGAUUGUCUUCUACGGCUGAAAUAUACUCAGACAGAUAAAGCUGAACUUAUUGAUCGUUGCAAAGCGCAGUAUGAAGGUAAUAUUGAGGAGUUGAACAAUGUUCUUGAAUUUGAAAAGUAUUAUUCAUCUGAUAAAGCCUUAUUAUGGUACACACGAGAGACAUUCUUGUACAAAACUGUUAAUGCAGCACUGCGAAAGCAAGAUAUUCAUAUGAUAUUUUUAUUUCGUGAAUUUAUCUCUGAUAUUAUACAUCAAUCGAAAUGCUGUCCAAUUAAACACCCUCUACGAGCUUAUCGUGGCCAAAGGAUGUCAAUUGAUGAACUGAAAGCUUUGAAAAAAAUGUGUAGUCAUUUUAUUUCUGUGAAUUCAUUUUUUUCCACUACUACUGAUGACCAAAAGGCUUGUGACUUUCUCGAUCCUUCCAAUACUGCAAUCAAUACUGAGCCAGUAUUAUUUAAAAUCGAUGCCGAUCCUGAACGGGUUCCUAUAAAACCAUUUGCCGAUGUCAGUGCUCGUAGUGAAUAUCCUGGGGAAUACGAAAUACUAUUUAUGCCUGGAUCUAUUUUUCGUUUGGAAAGCAUUGAUCGCAGUUUCCAUGGUCGAAUAUGGGUCAUCCAAAUGACUUUAUGUAAUGAUGAUGAACAUGAAUUUAACAAUGUGUUUUUAUUUAUGAAACAGCAAUCUGGAAGUGGAGAAACAAAUCUUCACACACUAGGAAAAAUAUUACGGGACAUGGGUAACCAUGUUCUAGCUGAAAAAUAUUUUAAACGCUUCAUCGAACAACUCUCUUCUGAAGAUAUUUUACUUGUUGAUUUAUAUAAAGAUCUUGAUAAACUUCUAUCUCAGACCGGUAAAUGGGACGAAAGUAAUGAAUGGCACAACAAAGCUUGCACCCUUACAAAACAACAUUCAUUAAUUUCCCGCUCUAGUAUUGAUAUGGAAAGCAAGUCUCUAGGUAGGUCACCAACAGAAAAUACAUUAUAUUGA
Molecule: messenger RNA, 1113 nt
Organism: Rotaria sp. Silwood2
Lineage: Eukaryota; Metazoa; Rotifera; Eurotatoria; Philodinida; Philodinidae
Source: the annotation of a GenBank genome assembly